AUGCUUCAUCUUCCCCUCCUUCUUCCCAUCAUAGAGGCAUCUUCGGUAUGGGACCCGGCUCCCUGUCUUGAUAAGUGUCCGGAACUCUCCGAGCCAGUGGCUCUAUUGGAGGCGUUGGUGUUCUCUCCACCAUUGAUCGAAGCAGCCCUCUCAGGAGGCCCUGAGGCAGGGUAUGAGGCUCUUCGGGACGAUCAGCAGUACUCCUGUGUAGCCGAGAAGCUGUGUGGUACAUGCGGAGAGAUAUCCACAUGUAACCUCGGCCGAUGUAUCAACGAUCAUGUAGAGUGUCGUCGAUUGACUGACUUCACUUCAGAGUUGGUGAAGAUCUGCUACUGCUCCAUCGGGUAUGACAUCGGCCUCCUCAGCGCGAUGAUCGACCCCCGGUGGUCGGCCGACCCUCCGCCUUGUGAGAGUAGCCUCCCAGAUGGUACUGCUGAUAAGGUCGCAGCCUCGUGUCGGGGUAAGCAUCCUCUCUUGGGUUGA
This is a messenger RNA of Perkinsus marinus ATCC 50983, 483 nucleotides long. RefSeq lists its product as hypothetical. Lineage: Eukaryota; Perkinsozoa; Perkinsida; Perkinsidae. The record is from RefSeq and is a predicted model, not a curated record. The transcript has 4 exons. The coding region runs from base 1 to 483 and encodes 160 amino acids.